Molecule: messenger RNA, 1842 nt
Organism: Sphenostylis stenocarpa
Lineage: Eukaryota; Viridiplantae; Streptophyta; Magnoliopsida; Fabales; Fabaceae
Source: the annotation of a GenBank genome assembly
AUGGAGGCGAAUAUGGAACAGCUGCUUGAGAAGAUCAUGUCUGUGCAGUCAAGAAGUGACAGCGUCAACACUUCUCUAUUUGACAAAAGGGAACAUAUUGAGAAGUUACAUCGGACUUGUAAUCUUCUUCGUAAAGUUCAGUUCAUAUAUGAUCUACCCGAUAGACUAGGCAAGUGCAUCAAGUCGGAGGCAUACGCAGAUGCAGUCAAGUUUUAUACUGGAGCAAUGCCAAUUUUUAAGGCAUAUGGAGAUUCAUCUUUCCAGGAUUGUAAGCAAGCUUCUGAAGAAGCAAUAGCUAUCAUAAUAAAAAACUUGCAGGGGAAGCUAUUUUCAGAUUCUGAAUCAAUACAAGUGAGAGCUGAUGCAGCAGUGCUUCUUAAGCAGUUGGAUUUUCCGGUUAACAAUUUGAAGACCAAGUUAUUUGAAAAGUUAGAACAAUCUAUUGCAGGCAUUCAAUUGAACCCUGUAGAAAUAAGCAAUGUUUUUGGGGACUGUUCUGCUCACGAGGCAGCUAUUCAUCAAUUUGUGGAGGCAGUUUGUGCAUUUCGAGUCAUAUUUCCUGAUUCUGAUGAAGAGUUGGUUAAACUUGCUCAAGACUUGGCUACCAAGUUCGAAUAUGUAAAGUCACGGAUUGGUCCAGAAUAUCUACUUGGUGUCCUUCGAGUUAUCUGGAAUGAUGUGCUCUUGAUAGAUGAAGUCUUGCAGGAAGCGGCUCUUUCUAGCCAUUCUCUUGAGGAUGGAUCAGAGCAGUCAUCUCUUGAUGUUGUUCUUGAUGCAAGUACAAAAGCAGUUCUCCAAGGAAGCAUGAAUAUCUUGAUGGAUUUUCGCAAAAUUUUAGAUGAUGAUUCUGGGAUCUUACUUAGAUUAAGAGAGUUAAUCAUUGAUUGGGUUCAAGAAGGACUUCAAGACUUUUUUAGGCAACUAGAGGAUCAGUUCCUUCAGUUUUCAGGUAGAAGUAACCCAUCCAUUCAAGCACACGGUUUGGCAGAGGGAGCUCAAGGGGAUAAAGCUUUUACUGGCCUUGUCCUAGUGCUGGCCCAAUUGUCUGCUUUCAUUGAACAAACUGUCAUCCCAAAAGAAGUAGCUACUUCCUUUUCUGGUGGUAGCGUUAGAGGCCAUGAAUCUGGACCUGCCUUUGUUCCUGGAGAAAUAUGUCGAAAAUUUCGGUCAGCUGGUGAAAAGUUCCUGCACCUGUACGUAAAUAUGAGAACUCAGAGGGUAUCAUUUCUCCUAAAGAAGAGGUUUACCACCCCUAAUUGGGUUAAGCAUAAGGAGCCAAGAGAAGUUCAUAUGUUUGUUGAUUUGUUUCUUCAAGAGCUUGAAGUUAUAGUCAAGGAAGUGAAGCAAAUUUUACCUCAUGGUAGACGCAAGCAUCACAGAACUGAUAGUAAUGGAAGUAGUGCUUCAUCAAGGAGCAAUCCAUUACGGGAGGAGAAACUGGGUAGGUCAAAUACUCAAAGGGCAAGGAGCCAGCUUUUGGAGACGCAUCUGGCAAAAUUGUUUAAGCAGAAAGUUGAAAUUUUCACAAAAGUAGAAUAUACACAGGAGUCUGUUGUUACAACUUUGGUUAAAUUGUGCCUUAAAAGUUUUCAAGAAUUUGUCCGACUUCAAACUUUUAAUCGAAGUGGAUUUCAGCAAAUUCAAGUAGAUAUCCAGUUCCUAAGGAUCCCUUUAAGGGAAAUAGUUGAAGAUGAAGCUGCAAUCGACUUCUUGCUAGAUGAGGUGAUUGUUGCUACCGCAGAACGGUGUCUAGAUCCAGUUCCAUUGGAGCCUCCCAUAUUAGACAAACUUAUACGAGCAAAGUUGGCUAAAACCGAGGAGCAAAAUCUAAUUUCUUCAUAA